AUCCUUUUUUUUUUGCAGCAUCAGUACCGCGCUCGUAUCGCAUUCGUUUGCUGGAGUCGGAGCGCGCUGCGGGGCGACACUGCACCGCCAAGGAGGACGCACAAGCACGGUAGAGGGGGGACUGGAGAAAGGAAAAAAAGACAGAGAAGGUAGCGCACAGGGGAGACUCAUAGCCUACCCCCUCAUUUGAAUACUGGAAGAAAAUAUAACAUUGUCGGACCUUUAGACAUAAGAAGACAACGAGGCGGAAAAACCCAGGCGAUUAUAUUUUAGCCAGCACGGCGGGGAAACAAUGAAGGAUCGUACACAAGAACUACGAAGUGCGAAGGACAGCGAUGACGAUGAAGAAGUUGUCCAGGUUGACCGGGAUCAUUUCAUGGAUGAGUUCUUCGAACAGGUGGAAGAGAUCCGAGUCUGUAUAGAUAAGCUGUCAGAAGAUGUGGAGCAGGUCAAGAAGCAGCAUAGCGCCAUCCUGGCAGCGCCCAACCCUGACGAAAAGACCAAGCAGGAGUUGGAGGACCUCACAGCUGACAUCAAGAAGACAGCCAAUAAAGUUCGCUCAAAAUUAAAAGCAAUCGAGCAGAGCAUUGAGCAGGAGGAGGGGCUGAACAGAUCAUCCGCAGACCUGCGAAUUCGUAAGACACAGGUGAGUCACUCACUCUAUCUGCUGCACAUCCACUGAGGAGAUGCCAAGUACCAAA
Messenger RNA from Salvelinus sp. IW2-2015, 701 nucleotides. RefSeq names its product syntaxin-1B-like. Gene Ontology annotation, biological process: intracellular protein transport; exocytic insertion of neurotransmitter receptor to postsynaptic membrane; synaptic vesicle fusion to presynaptic active zone membrane. Gene Ontology annotation, cellular component: plasma membrane; SNARE complex; synaptic vesicle. NCBI's taxonomy places the organism in Eukaryota, Metazoa, Chordata, Actinopteri, Salmoniformes, Salmonidae. Gene Ontology annotation, molecular function: SNAP receptor activity; SNARE binding. The record is from RefSeq and is a predicted model, not a curated record.